Pseudomyrmex gracilis is the source of this 922-nucleotide messenger RNA. RefSeq lists its product as uncharacterized. The transcript has 2 exons. The record is from RefSeq and is a predicted model, not a curated record. NCBI's taxonomy places the organism in Eukaryota, Metazoa, Arthropoda, Insecta, Hymenoptera, Formicidae. The annotation marks the transcript as partial.
CGUCGUCGUCGUCGUCGUCGUCGUCGUCGCCGACGUCAGGAUUCUUCAACGAUCAUUAUCUUCAAAGAUACAUCGAUACGACCUUUGCCGAGACCGACGAGAUGCGACGCUUCAGCGUGACGCGCGACGACGCGCCCUUUUUCCAGCCGGAAAGCGAUCGCCGCUGAAGCACAAGGAGAGAACAAUCAUGACACAGCCGAGUCUGUCGACGAAGUCGACGGCGAAGCUUGGACCGAUUCACGGAUGAAGCUGAAGAAGAAUACAGUGGACGAGGAGGAGGAGGACGACGAAGAAGAAGAAGAAGAAGAAGACGACGACGAAAACAAAAAAAGAAAGAAGAACGUUUCUCAGCUUAUUAACAAAUAACUUAAGAAAGACCGUGGAGAAGCGUGGUGUCAUCAGCGCGAUAGAUACCGGUCCGCGCUGGUAGCCGACAACGUAAACCCGCCGUCAUUCGGCGCGUCCGAUGCUGAACGAGAGACGGCUCGAGGACAACACACUGGCGGACGGGGAACGUAAUGGUAACGCCGUGGUCACCGGCCCGGCGUUUUCAUCGUCGUCGCCGUCGUGCACGGUGCCCUACAUCGGCUCCGACCAGGGCUACGUGUUCGAGGGUGGCGGCACGACGACGUUGCAGCAGCCCGGUGCAGCCGGUCGGGGAACCGACCGCACCGACUGCACCGGUGGCGGAGGAGGUCUCGGGUUCGGUGUGUCGGGAGGUGGUCUAAGUGGCGGGCUUGGUGGAGUCGGCACCGGAGGAGCCACGGGGAUGGCGGGAAUGGGUGGUAGUGCAGGAGGAGGAGGAGGAGGGAUAAGCACGAACAAGGAGGUCCGUUACGCUCCGUUUUCAUCAUCCGUAGGACCGGUCGGUACCGUGGCGCCGGUAAACCUGCCGUCUCUACCGCCACCGCCGCCGCCGCCG